AUGAAGUCAGAGAGCUGGUAUGCCUUCAUCUUCUGCUUCCUAAUUGAAGUUCUAACAGAAGAAAUCAAUGAUACUGCUAAGCCUGAGAUGUUCAUGUUUCACAAAGGAGGUGUGCAAAUCAUCUGCAAACACCCCGAGACCAUUCAGCAGUUUAAAAUGCAGUUGCUGAAAGGGACAGAGAGGCGCUGUGAGCUCACCAAAACCAAGGAAAGCGGGACCACGGUGUCCACCAUCAAGAAUUUGGAGAGAUGUCCAUUUCAGUUAUCCAACAACAGUGUCUCCUUCUUUCUCUAUAACGUGGACAGUUCUUAUGCCAGCUAUUACUGCUGCCAACUAACCAUUUUCGAUCCUCCUCCUUACCGUGUCCAGACUGUUACCAGAGGAUAUUUACAUGUCUAUGAAUCACAGCCUUGUUGCCAGUUGAAGUUCUGGUUGCCCAUCAUCUGUGCAGCUUUUGUCAUUCUCUACAUUUUUGGAUGCGUGAUUAUUUGUUGGCUUACAAAAAAGAAGUAUCAGUCCACUGUGCACGAUACUAAUAGUGAAUACAUGUCUAUGGCCGCAGUGAACACAGCCAAAAUACCUGGACUCAGAGCCCCAGGUGUGAACGACAUUGGCCAGUCCCCUCAACUUGAAGUGCAGGAUUCUUUCCUUUCCUGGACCACAAAGUUUGACUUGAUUUGA
Messenger RNA from Elephantulus edwardii (Cape elephant shrew), 681 nucleotides. RefSeq names its product inducible T-cell co-stimulator (gene ICOS). Gene Ontology annotation, biological process: cell-cell adhesion; T cell costimulation; T cell tolerance induction. The record is from RefSeq and is a predicted model, not a curated record. NCBI's taxonomy places the organism in Eukaryota, Metazoa, Chordata, Mammalia, Macroscelidea, Macroscelididae. Bases 1 to 681 code for a protein of 226 amino acids. The transcript has 5 exons.